Molecule: messenger RNA, 1262 nt
Organism: Mercurialis annua (annual mercury)
Lineage: Eukaryota; Viridiplantae; Streptophyta; Magnoliopsida; Malpighiales; Euphorbiaceae
Product: protein NDH-DEPENDENT CYCLIC ELECTRON FLOW 5
Exons: 2
Coding region: 60-1211 (383 amino acids)
Biological process (GO): carbohydrate metabolic process
Molecular function (GO): carbohydrate binding; catalytic activity
Source: RefSeq, a predicted model, not a curated record
UUUUCUCAGUCUAUCUUUACUAUCAGAAUAAAGAUUUUAAACAAAAAACAGUCUUAACUAUGGCUUCCACUGCACUGUUUUCAUUAACAGUUGCUACUAUUUCUUCCUCAACUCUCUCUACUAAUAAUCAAUGUUCCUUUAACUCUUACAACCCUUCAAUUUCUCUUAACAAGAAGAGAGAAUUAUCACUUCCAUCUGUAGCUUCAAUCCCAUAUCAACCCAUCAAUGUAGACUACUUGGAGCAAGAAUUCAGUGGACAUGGAGUCACUUUUGAAGAUAUUGGUGACAAUUGCUGCAUUGCCAAGCUGAAAACAGAGAAUGGAAGCUCAGCCACCUUGAUGCUGCCAAGUGGAUUAAUCACGUCAUAUAAGGCGCACAUGUGGCACGGCGGAACGGCCGAGGUGCUGCAUACUUCUGUCCUGGAAGGGGAAGAUGGUAAUCCAAUGGUACAAGGAGGUGUAUCCUUUGCUUUCAAUUUUGAAAGUGAUGAUGAGGUUACUUGGUCUCCAAGUAAUUGGACUCUCCGUACUAUCCAAGGAAACUCUGAUGAGUAUAUUCAGGUUGAGCUGAUUAGUACAGAUGAUGAUGAUAAUGUAGAAGUAAAACAUAUUUUGAGUCUCACAGAAGACACCUUGAUCUCAGAGAUUGUAGUCUCGAACGCAAAAUCUUCGUCGAUUCGGUUAAUGGGUUCGCUUAUAAGCCAUCUGACAGUAAGUACACCAGAAGCUACUUAUGCAUAUGGAUUGGAAGGAUCAGAUUUCUUUAACAGACCUUUGUUCGCAUCAAAUUUCAGCAUAGUUCCUCCUGAUCUUGGCAAAGAAACGCCGUAUGGUCCUGGAAAAGUAUGGAAUGAUUUGAAGCUCAACGGGUUUUUUCCUGACAGGGGUGAAAAAGAUCAGAAAGACUCUGAUGAAGAAGAAAUAGAAGGUGAAGAGGAUGAAAACUAUAAGCAGUUAACUGAUGCAAUGAGCAGAAUUUACACCAGUGCACCGAGCCAAUUCACGAUCAUUGACAGGGGCAGAAGAAACUCAGUUGUGGUAGGAAGAGUUGGAUUUGAUGAACUAUACAUGUCUAGUCCAGGAUCAAGCCAUGAAAUGUAUGGUAUGUAUUCAUAUAUAUGUGUAGGACAAUCAGCAAUGCUCAAACCAGUAAUUUUGAGUCCUGGAGAUGUAUGGAAAGGCGGUCAGCAAUUGCAUAACCCCAAUCUCUGAUAGAUGAUGUACCCAGACACUUAAAAUAAUAUUAUGUUGGUAUAAGGAUAA